Messenger RNA from Pararge aegeria (speckled wood butterfly), 1046 nucleotides. It is a transcript of the gene Dmc1, whose product is annotated as meiotic recombination protein DMC1/LIM15 homolog. The transcript has 5 exons. Gene Ontology annotation, cellular component: condensed nuclear chromosome; nucleus. Gene Ontology annotation, molecular function: ATP binding; DNA strand exchange activity; ATP hydrolysis activity. NCBI's taxonomy places the organism in Eukaryota, Metazoa, Arthropoda, Insecta, Lepidoptera, Nymphalidae. Gene Ontology annotation, biological process: DNA repair; chromosome organization involved in meiotic cell cycle; DNA strand invasion. The coding region runs from base 27 to 1046 and encodes 339 amino acids. The record is from RefSeq and is a predicted model, not a curated record.
AAAAAGUUAACAGUCAAGUUUCAGAUAUGAUAGAACAAGCGUUAGACGAUAACAUCUCUGAAAAUGAUGAGGAGGAUAGUUGUUUCCAAGACGUUGAUAUUUUACAAAAGCAUGGUAUAAAUGUCGCUGAUAUAAAAAAAUUAAAAGGAGCGGGAAUUUGUACAAUUAAAGGCAUACAAAUGUGUACGAAGAAAAAACUUUGUAACAUCAAAGGAUUUUCCGAAACAAAAGUAGACAAAAUCAGAGAAGCGUGUUUAAAAAUCAUUACUUUAGGUUUCAUGACUGCCCUAGAAGUAAGCGAUCGUCGCAAGCAUGUAUUUAAAAUUAGUACAGGAAGUACUGAAUUUGAUAAACUCCUAGCCGGUGGUAUUGAAUCAAUGGCAAUAACAGAGGCGUUUGGAGAGUUUCGGACAGGAAAAACACAGUUAUCCCAUACUUUAUGUGUUACAACGCAAAUACCUAAUUCGUCAGGUUUCAGUGGCGGAAAGGUUAUGUUCCUGGACACUGAACAUACAUUUCGCCCCGACAGAUUGCGCCCAAUUGCUGAUAGAUUUAAUCUGGAACAGACUGCCGUCCUUGAUAACGUGUUAUAUGCAAGAGCAUAUACUUCUGAACAUCAGGCAGAACUCUUGGACUUUGUCGCUGCUAAGUUUCACGAAGAAGCCGGCGUGUUUAAGCUGUUGAUCAUAGAUUCAGUGAUGGCGUUAUUUCGAGUUGAUUUUUCCGGACGUGGUGAACUUGCGGACCGCCAACAGAAGCUUGCUCAAGUCCUAUCUCGAUUGCAAAAGAUUUCGGAAGAAUAUAACGUAGCGGUUUUCAUAACAAAUCAAAUGACCGCUGAUCCUGGCGCUACGUUGUCAUUUCAAGCUGAUCCCAAGAAACCCAUCGGUGGGAAUAUUCUCGCGCAUGCUUCAACAACCAGGUUAUAUCUUAGAAAAGGUCGGGGAGAAAACCGAAUCGCCAAAAUAUACGAUUCACCAGACUUGCCUGAGAGCGAAGCAACGUUUGCUAUAACAAACGGAGGAAUUGCCGAUGCUAAAGAUUAA